Molecule: messenger RNA, 2414 nt
Organism: Astyanax mexicanus (Mexican tetra)
Lineage: Eukaryota; Metazoa; Chordata; Actinopteri; Characiformes; Acestrorhamphidae
Product: olfactory receptor 52D1-like
Exons: 1
Coding region: 80-1114 (344 amino acids)
Biological process (GO): G protein-coupled receptor signaling pathway
Cellular component (GO): membrane
Molecular function (GO): olfactory receptor activity; G protein-coupled receptor activity
Source: RefSeq, a predicted model, not a curated record
UUAUUAUUAUUAUUAUUAUUAUUAUAGAAAACAUUUACUGUCAUGUUUAUGUAUUGACUUAUUUGUAUUGACUAAAAACAUGUUGAAUCCCCUUUGUUGCUCUUGUUCACACAGAAAACGGAUCAGUCUGUUAAUGACAAUGUAUUCAAUGUUAUUUUUCAUGUAUUUUCCUCGAACCUUAACUACAACAUCAGUGUAUGAUAACAGAACAUCAUACAAUUUAAUGCUCACUCUGUCUGGAAUGAAGAACUUAGAACCAAAAUCUGUUUUUAUUAUACUGUCUUUGUCUGUUUACCUUUUUAUCAUUUUGUUAAAUACCGUGCUAAUUGUGACCAUUAUACUGAACAAGCCACUCCAUGAACCGAUGUAUCUGUUCAUCUGUAACUUGUGCUUUAAAGAGCUGUAUAGAGCAACAGGAUUUUAUCCCAGCUUUUUGUACCUCCUGUUUUCAUCAUCUCAUGUAAUUUCAUAUAUUGGAUGUAUGACACAGUCAUUUAUCAUAUACACGUCUUAUAUGUGUGAGUACACAACGUUAGUUAUAAUGGCUUAUGACAGAUAUGUGGCGAUAUGUAGGCCAUUAGAAUAUCACAGAACUAUAAGCACCCACACAGUGGCUAAAGCUCUGCUCUACUCGUGGGCAUUUCCUUUUAUUAUGGGGUUUCCAAAUGUUAUUAUUACCUCUCUACUGCCAUUAUGUGGAUCAGAAAUAGACAGACUUUACUGUGACAACUGGUCUAUUGUCAAACUAUCCUGCUUACCAGGUACAGCCAGCAAUAUAUAUGGUUUUAUUGUGAUUGGUGUGUUUUUAGCACAUGGAGUGAUUGUUCUGCUGUCGUAUCAACGAUUAAUUGUUGCAUGCAGGAAUUCUGCAGACAACAAAAAAAAAUUUAUGCAGACGUGUGGACCACACUUGCUGUCCCUGCUGAACUUUACAGUCGCAGUGCUCUUUGACUUAAUGUUCAGUCGCUAUGGAUCAAAGGAGUUUCCAGAGCAUCUUCGUAAUUUCUUCCAAAUUGAGAUUCUAGUCAUCCCUCCUAUUUUGAACCCACUCAUGUACGGCCUUAAGCUGACGGAGGUGCGUAAGAGACUUUUUCAAAAGUGUAAAAAAUAUUAGAUUAGCCCAUUGGCAAAAUGUAAUUAUGUAAAUAUGUACAUAUUAAUGAUUUGAAAGAAUUUGUAUGCCCCAACUAAGAAAAGAAAUGUCCCACUAAAAAAAGUGCUAUAUUUUCACAAAAAAAAAAAAAAACAAUCAAGGUUACAAUCAGGGGGUCCUUUGCAAACAUGUAAGAUACAUUUAUAGGUUUGUUUUUAUUAUAUUAUAUUUUUUAUAUUAUUUUUAUUCAUUUAAUGAUUAUAUGCUGGCCUGUUGCCUGCAAAAUCAGUUGUCAUCGGAUAGGAGAUAAUCCUUUAAACAUUUAAAUAUGUCUUAAAAAAGCCCAGACAGUGAGUUUUUAACUAUAUUAGAAACAGAAAUAGAAUUACUUAUCACAAAAAAUACCAAUAAGACCCGUAAAGUUUCAUUAACCUCUUUUAUAUGUUUAUUCAUGUGAUUCACACUGUAUUUCUUCCAUAUCAUUCAACCCUGAUGAAAUGUGCUGUUUCUUCCUCUCAAUUCACUAUCAUGCCAUUUUUGUAGUAGGUGCACUACAUCAUUUAGGAUAUACAUAAGUGCACCUACCUACAUAGCACAUAGUAUACAAUAGCUUAUGCAUCUCCAGUGACUAAAGCCAAAUGAAAAUGGUAUGACAUUCAUUGUAAUUCCUCACAGUUUUAUAGGCAUCACACUAAAGAAUAUAAUGCUGAGAAAGAGUUGUUGAUUAUUACUUUAUUUUUUACUAUAAUGAUUUGAUAUUUGAUGAUAUGGGAACGGGGUACUUUUAAAAAUUAUAUUGCUUAAUUGUACCUGAUAUUUCUUGAUUUUUUUUAUCACAGUGCUCAGGAUUAUUAAUUUUUAAUAAAAUUGUUUAAAACAUUGUUAAGCAAGAAGCCAUUGACCGGAGUGGUAUGAAUUUUGGAAUCGUAUGUUGUAAUGAGGCAAUUGUCACCACAGUGUGAUCUAAAGUAACCACUGUUAGAGGGAGUUUUAUUUGUUUUAAAUAAAUGUGCAUACAGUAUGUUUCUUCAGUGCUAUUGAGUUAAUAAAGUAAUAGUCUGUUUUAAUAAAUUUUACUCUAUCUAUUUAGGCUUAAAGUAAACAUUGUGUGAUAUUAUCUUUAAAAUAUAGAGUACACGUCAAACAGUAUAAAAAUGAACAAAAGUGAAUAUACAACAUUUAACAGCAUAUAUGUUUACUAAUAAUACAUACUAGACCCAAUGAAUUUACUUUUAAUUGUGUCUGAUGGUGUUGACAAAAAUAAGUAAAGAAAUAAAUACUGGAAAUACACCUACAUGUAUUUUAUGAAAAAAAAAAAAAA